CACACACCCUCGUGCAGGGAGCUGAAGCUCGGCUCAGUCCCAGUUCCUCUCCUACUCAAGCAAGUAGCCUGCCGGUGAUCGGACUGUCGCCUGAAGCGAAGAGGCCGAGCCGGAGUUGAUUUAAUUUUACAGCCCAGUCACCCUCUCUGAAGCUCCGAUUAGUCAGCCGAGGGAGGCAAGAAGGGGGAGAGAAGAAGAAGAAGGAUAGUGAUGGCUAUGACCGACAUUGCAGAGGAUGACCUGGAUGAGAUGAUGCGUGAAGAAGCAGAGGAUGUCUUCUACGAGGACGGAGUGUCGUCACGCGUCCCAGAGAUCAUGGCGGCAGGUACCCACUCCCCCGGAGGGCCCAAUGGCAUAAUCCGGAGUCAGUCCUUCGCCGGCUUCAGUACGCUACAGGAAAGACGCUCACGGUGUAACUCUUUCAUGGGGAAUACAGCGGUGCAGAAGAAGCCUCAGUCCAAGCCCAAGAAGCCCCACCUUUCGGGUCACAAGGGGGGCAGCAGCUCCAGAGAGCCACAACCCAAAAGACUGGAGGAGGUUUACACUGCACUCAAACAAGGCCUGGAUGAGUACCUAGAAGUUCAUCAAACAGAACUGGACAAACUCAUGUCUCUGAUGAAGGACAUGAAGAGGAACUCUCGCCUGGGAGUGCUGUACGAUCUUGACAAGCAAAUCAAAACCAUUGAGAGGUACAUGAGACGUCUGGAGUUUCACAUGAGCAAGGUGGAUGAGCUGUAUGAGGCGUUCCUCAUCCAGAGCCGUCUGAGGGACGGUGCCAGCCGGAUGAAGCAGGCCUUCUCCUCAUCUCCCUCCACUAAAGGCACCAAGGAGAGCAUCGCUGAGGUCAACCGCCGGUAUAAAGAGUACACUGAGAACAUGAGCACAUUCGAGAGCGAACUGGAGAACCUUCUCGGGGAGUUUCAUAUCAAGAUGAAAGGUUUGGCCGGCUUUGCUAGACUCUGUCCUGGAGACCAAUAUGAGAUCUUCAUGCGGUACGGUCGCCAGAGGUGGAAGUUAAAAGGGAGGAUCGAAGUGAACUCCAGACAGAGUUGGGAUGGAGACGAGAUGGUCUUCAUGCCUCUCAUCACUGACCUUAUCAACAUCAAGGUGACAGAGCUGAAGGGCCUGGCCACUCACAUGCUGGUGGGCAGCGUGAUCUGCGAGACCAAGGAGUUGUUCACUGCCAUGCCUCAGGUGGUGGCUGUGGACGUCAAUGACCUGGGUACCAUUAAACUCAACCUGGAGGUCACGUGGUACCCCUUCGAUAGUGAGGACCUGACACUGUCAUCAGGCAACGUGAGCAAAGCCACAGCGCUCCAGAGACGAGUAUCAGUCUAUAGCCAGGGCACGCCGGAGACCCCCACCUUCCAGGACACCUCCUUCUUUUCCACUUUACCAGACGAUGUCUUUGAAAAUGGUGGCUGUGGCGUGGCCGAAUGCAAGCGUCUCUCCUUCACCUUCUCCGACACCUCUGGCUCUACUCCCAGCCCCAGCCCUGCCCCAAGCUCCCACUCCACAGGACAGUCCAACCCUGAGAUCACCGUCACUCCACCAGAAAUAGACCCAUCACCUUCACAAAUCUUCCCAACAAGAGGGGACUCCAUCGUAGAGGAGCAUUUAGAGGAGGAAGAGGAGGAGGAGUACGAAGAAGAUGGGGAGACGGGUAGUAGAACCAGCAGGGGCAGCAGAACCAGCGCCAGCCUCGCCAGUGACGAAGCAGAGGUUCAAGAAGAUUCGGAGUGGGAGCGCACAGAGUCCCAGCGAAACUCAGGCUCCAACUGUGGUUCGGCUGCUCCGUCCUUAUGUUCUGAUGGCCACCUGUCUACGGUGGCCCCAGAGGAUGUUUUCCUGGACCAUGCUGAUGAACUGAAACCUGUGGAGCUGGACACAGAGGAGGGGGAGGGAGGCAGCCUGACGAGGCAGCUCGUGAAGAGGCUGACUUCUUCCGAAAUCGUGCCACUGAUCGGAAGCUCCACGGAGGGUGGAGGAAGCCUGAGUUGGGCAGGGGAGGGAAGCAGGGCUUUCCUGGAGAGCAGCCUGGAAGAAGCCAUCCACAGCCUGCUGAUGAGGCUGGAGUCACUGACUCACCGCUGUAGAGAGUUGCAGGACCUGGAGCAGGAAGUGAUGCGCCUGGAGGAUCUAAUGAAGUGUCGUCUCCCGGGUCAUAGGAGCCGGUCGUCUAGCCUCAGUCUGACAGUGGAGAGCGCCCUGGAGAGCUUUGACUUCCUCAACACCUCAGACUUUGAUGAUGAGGAUACAGGAGACGAUAACGCCGUCCUCAGCAUUCCCCCGCAGAGGUCUCCGCUUUUUGAUGCAGACGGAGAGAGAAUCAGUGGCCAGCAUCCAGAAGCCAGAGGACACCUGAGCGAAGCCCUGACAGAGGACACUGGGGUGGGCAACAGUGUGGCAGGAAGCCCCCUGCCACUCACCACUGGAAACGAGAACCUGGACGUGGCUAUAGUCAUCCACCUGCAGUACUGUAAUCACCUCAUCCAGUCGUUAAGUGGCGUGGGUGUGUGGCAGCGGCGCAGUCUGCUCCUCAAACUCUCAGGUCAGACUCAGCUGUUAGAAGAGCUAGCAGAGAUCAGUGUGGACAGACUGGGAGCGAUUACAUCUGCUGCUGACGUCCUCCCAGGCCUUGCUGAGCGCCCAGAGCUGAUGACUCUUUGGUCAGAGUGCAGUGGGUCUGCAGGGCUUUUUCACACCACCCUGGACAGAGUGUUCAAACACAUGAACCAGUGCUACACGGCAGUGCUGCAGGAGAGACACCCACACAGCGCUGACACAGUGAUCAGUACAGUAGUGGGUGAGAUGAUGGACAGGAGUGACCUGGUGGCGUCACACAGUUCUCCUGCCUCUGCACUCUCCCAGGAUGUCCUGACCGUGUUUCAGUUUUACGGCUACAUCUUACAACAUGAAGUACUAGACAUGGAGACACACCUGCUGCAUCUGGGCAGAGAGGAUGUGUUUGUAGAGGUCCUGUGCAGUGGAGAUUAUUCUCAGUGUCUAGCAGAGCUGGAGCAGGUGCCCCUGUCCUCUCUGUGGCCUAAAAACAGCACCCUGAGAGCCCUGGCCUCCCUGCUCACUGCAGAGGAUCCUCAGGUCAACAAGGCAGCAGCCGACUACAUCUCCUCUGCAGCAUCACACAGCCACUUCAGGACCAGGGCAGUGGAGUGCUACACCCAGGCGCUGUCAGAGGCUGGAGUUCAGAGCCAGAGGGCAGCGUGUUCAGCUCUCAGCUAUCUGCAGGCUGUAGAGAGUAUCAGAGCUGUAGUAGCACUGUGUGAUUCAGCUGAUGAGGAGCUACGCCACGUUGCCAUAGAAACCCUGCUCACAUUUGGUGAGGAGGGGCGGCUGGCAUACGAGCAGUUGGACACAGUGCCGGGAGAAAUAGUCCGUUUGGGCGCGCGGCGAGGCAACGCCGUGACCACUGCCUUCUGAGCCAUCGUGCCGCUGAAAACAUCCCAGAUUACCAUCCAAGCCCAGCACUGUCCCUCACCUUAACCCCACCCUGCACACCUCACAGCACAGGGCUGCUAAUGACUGAUCUGCUUAUCGAUCUGCUUAUUGUUAAAGGAUGUUGGCAAGGACUUUGAGAUCACCGCCACCACGUUUGAUUACUGUUCUCACUGACACUGCCUCCUAAAAAGGAACUAACACCAAACGAACUGUCUUAAACACAAAGACACACAACCUAUACCCCUUCUGCACACAAACACACCCACACCUCCCACUUUCCUCUCCCUGCUUUCUGAGCCAGACAGACUGGUCAUGUUGGGUUUAACUGGAGAAUUUGCAUGGACAAGAUGUCGCUGAAAGCUGCUCCAAAGACUGCGGAAACUACAAUAUGAGCAAUGCAUCUUCACCCUUCAAACAAGCACAAAAUACUUAUUCAUACCACUUAUUCACUGAUCAAUUAUCACAGACAGAGUCAGUCGUUUCACGCAAUAUACUAAUAAUAAUCUUUGUAUAAUCACUGUUUAUCUCAUGCUUUAGUUGGUGGUUUUUGCGUUAAGGUGCUAAGAAACUGUUUUCUUGCGCUUUUGGAGAAUUUGCACUGUUGUAAGGCAUGUAAAUAUGGCAUAUUUUACACGGCCGGUGUAAUGUAUGUGGUUGUAUUCAAAAUGUAUAUUUAAAUUCUGUUUUCUAGUACGUUCCAUUUUGGGUUUCAGGGAUUCUUGUAUGGUUGGAAGAUGCGCGUGUUUCGGGGCAGGACGUUGAGAACGGCCUCUGAGAGAAAAUGAGGUAACGUGGUUAAAGAGCCUAAAGAGUUUAACAGCAGUUUACAGUCUUCUACAGAUUUAGACCUCAGUUAUCAGUGGAGGGACAGAACAAAGUAGAAGAGUGGAGAUGAAACUGGUCGGCAUGGCGCCCAACAUUCACUCGCUCAGCAGUUUUCUUAUACUUGCAGUUUAACAAGUGCAAUUUUUCUGUACAUAUGCGACUCUUUUGCAUCUCUCUCACUUGACAGCUUUGACCAUUUGAGCCUUGAUAUGGUCGAGCAGGCGGGUUAAUACUCUUUUUGUAAAUGUAUUUUUGUCCUACCAUGCACGGAGCCAGUCGAGGGCAAUAAAUUCUGUUUAGGAUUGCAUGAGAAUGCACUUUCUCAAUAUAUCUGUACAGAGAGGAGGUUCCUGUGGGCUGAGAGGAAGGCGUCGCCUCAGUUGUGGCCAGCUGCACAUUCGUAGUGAGCUCAAAGAAUUAGAAAUGAAUCUUUUAUUAUGAGAAGUGGCAGAAUGAAGUGUUUUGCUUUCUCGGGUCUGCUCUGGUUUGGGGAAAACUGACCCGAGGAAAGCGUCUAAUUCCACCCUGUCUCACUGUAACCGUACUACUGAGUCUGGUGCUAAUGCACAAUGACAAAACUCACAUUUGUUCACACACACAUUAUUUAUUAUUCACUCCAUGUAAUUCUAAUAUUCUCUGGAGUUAAACUGUACUAGAUGACAUUAUGUUAUGUAAAUGAAUUGUGUAUUUAUGUUCUAUUUUUGAUCAGGUCUAGUAUUUGAAAUAUUGUUUAUCGUUUAAAAAGGCCUCCGUGUUAUUGCCAUGCAGCUGAUCUCAUGCUUAACUUUAAUUGGAGUUUAUUUUGGAUGAAUUAAAAUAGAUUAUUAUUUUGGAGAAGAUUAAGAUUUGCUAAUAAUAGAUUUUGCUAUUAUAGAUUUUUUCCCUGAAAAGGUUCCAAAUGUAAUGGGACAUUAUAUACUAGAAAUGUUACUUUAUUACUUGAGACUUACUAUAACCAAAGGAAGAAUUAAUUCUUAAAAUUGUCUUUUAAUAAGCGCUCAUAAUUCAUCAAGGAGAAUGUAUUUUCAAUACCACAUUAGCAUUUUGGCCAGACUUACCUUAAGCACAACUGAAAAAUCUGACAAAUCCAUAAUAUGAAUCUUGUUACAUUUGGUUCUAACCGCACAGUCAAAAAAGCCAUAUUAAAAACAAGUGGUAAUAUUUUUAUGAAAUGUAUUUUCUUUUGUAUUAUAAUCUGUAAAUGUGUGAAGUUGCUACUAAAAGCUAAAGAUGCAUUUUUUUUUCUAUUCAGAUUUUUGCAAAAACAUGGUCCACAUUUUACGUAACAGUUACUUUUAUUUCUUCCAUGAUGUGAAUAGCAUUACAGUAUUUUAGUAUCCAGUUCACCCACUUAGUCUGUGUCUGUUCAUUUCUUUUGAGUGAGCUUCUUUCUUUUUAUAAACUUGCAGUUGACCAGUGUUAAAUUGAUUUGUUGGCUGUUCAAUUCUUAAAUCACCGCAAAAGUACAAGUUGGCAAAAUGUGCACAUCUUUAAUCAUUUAGAGACUGUUUUUAAGAAUAACUUGGUACAAUUUGCUGAAAUUGAACUUUAUUCAUCUGUGGUCAAGAGCUUCAGUACUGAUCCAUUUAGUUGCAUACUACUCUUCUCCAUUGUGGUGAGCAGUAUUUCCUCUGCUCAUCAAAAGUUGCAAUAAAGUUUAUUUUUGCAUAA
Molecule: messenger RNA, 5955 nt
Organism: Scomber scombrus (Atlantic mackerel)
Lineage: Eukaryota; Metazoa; Chordata; Actinopteri; Scombriformes; Scombridae
Gene: ripor2
Product: RHO family interacting cell polarization regulator 2
Exons: 22
Coding region: 211-3441 (1076 amino acids)
Source: RefSeq, a predicted model, not a curated record